Messenger RNA from Strigops habroptila (Kakapo), 3817 nucleotides. It is a transcript of the gene HBP1, whose product is annotated as HMG-box transcription factor 1. Gene Ontology annotation, cellular component: nucleus. The coding region runs from base 61 to 1653 and encodes 530 amino acids. The record is from RefSeq and is a predicted model, not a curated record. Gene Ontology annotation, molecular function: DNA-binding transcription factor activity, RNA polymerase II-specific; RNA binding; protein binding. NCBI's taxonomy places the organism in Eukaryota, Metazoa, Chordata, Aves, Psittaciformes, Psittacidae. The transcript is spliced from 11 exons. Gene Ontology annotation, biological process: regulation of transcription by RNA polymerase II.
GGCUGGGGCGGGACUCCGCUGCGGGGAGGAGGCGAGGGGGGAGCCGAGGGGAAUUUGGUAAUGGCGACGGGUUUGUCAGAUACUUUGGAGCAUCCUAACAUGGUGUGGAAAGUGAAGACAAAUCAAAUGCCUAAUGCUGUUCAGAAACUCCUUCUGGUAGUGGACAAGAGAACUUCAGGGAUGAAUGAGUCACUGGAGUUGCUGAAGUGUAAUGAAAACCUGCCCUCUUCUCCUGGAUAUGCAUCCUGUGAUGAACACAUGGAACUUGACGAUCUUCCUGAACUACAGGCUGUGCAGACAGAUUCUACCCCACCUGCACUUUUUCAGCUUGGUGCUGAUGUUUCACAUCAGGAAUGUUCAAGGCCUUCGUGGAACCAACAUACCUCAAACAGCAAUUCAGAAAGUGCUUAUUCUUGUGAGAAUGGGGUGAACUGGUUGACAGAAUUAGCAAAUAUAGCCACAAGUCCUCAGAGUCCUUUGAUGCAGUGCUCUUUUUAUAACAGAUCAUCUCCUGUUCACAUAAUAGCUACAAGCAAAAGUUUACAUUCCUAUGCACGUCCUCCACCAGGAUCUUCAAAGAACGAUCCCAACUUCUCCAAGAAUGAUGUGGAUGAAACACCAGUCAGACAUGAAAGAGCAAAUAGUGAAUCAGAAUCUGGCAUUUUCUGCAUGUCAUCACUUUCAGAUGAUGAUGAUUUAGGAUGGUGCCAUUCCUGGCCCUCAACUGUUUGGCAUUGUUUUCUAAAAGGCUCUCGUUUGUGCUUUCAUAAAGGACGCAAUAAAGAAUGGCAGGAUGUUGAGGAUUUUGCAAGAUCUGAAAGCUGUGGGAAAGAGGAAAAUCUCCCAGCGAGUCCUUACAAGGGCUAUGGUUCUGAUGGACUGAAGUUGAUUUCUCAUGAAGAAAGCAUUUCCUUUGGUGAGUCAGUGCUGAAGCUGACUUUUGAUCCUGGCACAGUGGAAGAUGGCUUGCUUACAGUAGAAUGCAGACUCGAUCACCCUUUUUAUGUUAAAAAUAAAGGUUGGUCAUCUUUUUAUCCAAGCUUGACUGUGGUACAGCAUGGCAUUCCAUGCUGUGAAAUGCAUCUUGGAGAUCUGUGUCUACCUCCUGGACACCCUGAUGCCAUUAACUUUGAUGAUUCAGGUGUUUUUGAUACAUUUAAAAGCUAUGAUUUUACCCCAAUGGAUUCCUCUGCAGUUUAUGUGCUAAGCAGCAUGGCUCGCCAGCGUCGCGCUUCUCUGUCCUGUGGAGGAUCAAACAGUCAGGAUGCUGAGAGAUCAGAGUGCAGUAGUAAAAACUGUGCAUCUACUGCAUCGUCACAUCUUUCCUCCAGUUCUUUGUACAACAAAGCUGGCAAAAGCCAUAGCUCAGGGACUGCAAGUACUGUGAGUGCCACUUCUCCAAACAAGUGCAAAAGACCAAUGAAUGCCUUCAUGCUUUUUGCCAAAAAAUACAGAGUUGAAUACACUCAGAUGUAUCCAGGGAAAGACAACAGAGCCAUAAGUGUGAUACUUGGUGACAGGUGGAAGAAAAUGAAAAACGAAGAAAGACGGAUGUACACGCUAGAAGCCAAGGCCUUGGCAGAAGAACAGAAACGUCUAAAUCCUGACUGUUGGAAACGAAAACGAACAAAUUCUGGCUCACAACAGCAUUAAGCCAGAAUUUUCCUGUUAACUCUGUAUUUACAAAAUGGCUGUUGCUUGAUGGCAAGAAGAUGCACGAUCAAGGUCUUACUAUUUGUUGUGACUUUGUGUGACCAUAAAAUACUGGCACCAUCAAGUUGGAAAUGAUCUAAUAUGAGUGCAGAUUUGCUUUUUACAAUAGAACAUUAAGUAAGCUAAAACUAUCAACAUUUUAAACCAAAUUGCCUUAUUUUUCUUCCAAACUUCAUAUAUGUAUCAGGUAAUAUAGGCUUGAAAAUGGAUAUCCUGUGGUGCUAAAGUACUUUAGAAAGAGGCGAAGGAGACGUGUAUAAAUGUUUAUUUUUAAAAGAAAAUGUACAAAAAGGGGAAUUUUAAAAUAUGUAACAGCUGUUUAUAUACAUUGAUUCUUAUUGCUGAUUAAUAUGUAUUGCACAACCAUAUUAUUAAUUACGAGUCUGGGGCCUGGGCUUUUCUGAGAUGGCAAGAUGCGUUAUGUGGUAGUGUCCCAGCCCACCCAGGCGCCAGCACCGCACCGCGGCGAGCGCAGCGUAAGGAGCGCGGAGCCGCUGCUCGCAUUGCCCCGGAGGAAGUGUGUCCCCACAAGGGGGUGAGAGAUCCUGCACAAGCUGGCACUAGAGACAGCUGAUGUUGCCGGUGGAAACCAUGGCCCGGGACAGGAUGAAACAAAUAAAUAGCGUUAUCUCCAGAAAAAUGGUGCUGUUGAUACCAUCACCAUCAUAGUUUUAACUCUGUGUUUUGUCUUUGCCACAUACUCUACAAUACUUUAUUUUGCCAUAAGACAUCUUUAUGGUGGGGGCAGACUUUGCACUUAACUAUACGUGCAACACUUGCACUUUACUUUUUUUUCCUCCAACUGUCUACAAUUAGAGCAGCUGCAUUAGGAUUCCAACUGCUUCUGCUGUGAACUUUUACAAUCAUGGCUUUUUGUCUACUAAACAGCUGUGUGUUCCUUUUUUUUUUUUUUUUUAAGAAUCACAACUGUAAAUUUCAGUUUAUGACACGUCUUCGUGAUGUUGCCCCUAAGAUUUUUGCACACUAUAUUCUUGUAUAUUAUUUCAAAUAAAUCCAUUAAAAUCUGGUGUUGUGUAUUAUAUAAAACGAAGGACUGAUCAUGAAGUCAGCCCCGCGGGAUGAGCACCUUGCACCUAGAAGUCUGUACGUGAACCUGUCCAAAGCGUGUGUGAUGCUGUGCAGUGAGGAAGCUGUUGAAGGAUUUCAAAUACUGCACACUCAAGGUUGGAGAGUCAACAUUCUUUAUUACAGUUUAAGCCAAAAGAGAGUUGAAAUCUAUAUAAAUUAUUUCCAAGCAAAGAGUAGUGCAAUAAGAGAGUAAUUUCUGUUAUUUAUAAAUACUUUUCUUUGUGUUAAAAUUAGUGAUUUUUAGAUGAAAACUGAUGAUUCUGGCGUUUAGAAGUACUGAAUAAGGCUAAAAUGUAUCCAACUGUUCAUACUUACAAGAAAAAGAGCUACUUCCUUAUUUGAGAUACUCAUCAAUUCCACUGCAGUGUUCAAGCAUGUUCUAGUUUUUCUGAAUUCAAAAGGAAUGCUAAAGAAUUAUGUUUUCAUUAGAUGUGGACUUACAGCACAUAAAAACUGUACAAUUUCCUUACGAUAUUUGUGUAUAAAUAAGUUCCUAUAAUGCAAACAUAAAGCAAGAAGACAGAAGUUUCACAGAUGAAGUAGGUAAACACAUUUCCUUGUAAAGCUUACAUAGUUGGGAAUGCAGUAUCUGUGUGGCACCAAAGACCCCUGACUGCAGUACUGUGCCAGGAUUGGAGAGAGUUGCCCACAUUGGUUCACUGAAGGGUUGAGAUUGCUUUCUGCAGCAGCUGAACCAUUAUGGGAUAGACCGGUGCAAAUUCCUUUCCCUCUCUCGUUCGCACCGAUUGAACGUAAGCCUCCAGGGCACCACUAAAAUAAAGGAAAAAGCAAUUGAUAGUGUGCAGGUAGUGCAAGUUAAGGAGCUGCAACUGAAAUUGACUUCUUCCCUGCUACAGAAUUUGCCUCAGAUGAUCUUGCAUGUCCCUGUGGAAGGAAGUGGCCACGAAAGGCCUUACAAAGCUCUACAUAAUUGUUCCAUGAUCAUUUUUCUCCUUUCUUGCAUGUUUUGAGGAGUGAACAAGUUAACAUUUAAAUAAGCAGCGGCAGCAUGUUG